Messenger RNA from Haplochromis burtoni (Burton's mouthbrooder), 1656 nucleotides. Its product is annotated as beta-1,3-galactosyltransferase 9. Gene Ontology annotation, cellular component: membrane. The coding region runs from base 268 to 1383 and encodes 371 amino acids. The record is from RefSeq and is a predicted model, not a curated record. The transcript has 2 exons. Gene Ontology annotation, molecular function: hexosyltransferase activity. Lineage: Eukaryota; Metazoa; Chordata; Actinopteri; Cichliformes; Cichlidae.
UUAGUGUUUUGGUACUUUUUUUUUAAAACAUUUAUAACAUGCAGAAUAACUGUUCUGUUCCUUCUAGGUGUCAUUAAUGUUGUAUGGAGGACGCAAGGUACACUCCUCUUAAUGAGGUAUUGACUCUGGGCUUCGGUGCAAGGUUACAUGCUGCUAGAGUUUCAUGAAAAUGAAAACACUGUCUGUCAGCUAGUAUUGUCCUAAAGCCGACCAGUGCAGGAGGUCCUCUGGUCAUUUGUCACUAACAAAAAGAACAAUAACAAGUUGAUGGAAGAGGGUGUCAUGCAGUUCUGUCUGUGCAAGCUACGUACCCACCAGUGGUGCUUCCUCUUCUUCAAUGUGCUGCUCUUCCACUGCUUGUUAUUUGGGGCCGAUUUCAUCGAGGAGUACCUGCUGCAGCCUACGCCUGGGGUUUAUGCUGAUGGCACGGUUGUAGGCGUGAGAGAGAAAGCAAGGAAACUGGACCUGAGCAAUGCCAAGGAAAAUGUGUCACAGGCUUAUCCUAUCGCUAACCCUGAUGUCUGCAAAACCUCUGACCUUUUCCUCCUCACUCUUGUCUUCAGCUCUCCAGAUAAUAUCACCCAAAGAGAUGCAGUUAGGAGGACAUGGGCCAAUCAAACACUCAUCCAAGGCUUUCCAGUGCAGAUACUGUUUAUCAUCGGAUCAACUCAGACUUCUGCUGCACAGGAAGCCCUCGUGAGCGAGUCUGAACGUUAUGGAGAUGUGGUCCAAGGUCAUGCUACAGCUGACUCAUCCCUCCAUGGCCCAACAGAGAAGACAGUGCUGGCUAUCCGCUGGGUGAUCACCUUCUGCCCUCUGGCACGCUUUGUCCUGCUGACCAAAGAGUCUGUGUUUGUCAACCUUCCUGCCAUUGUAGGCUAUCUGCUUGGCUUACACAGGCACCCUGAGGACUUCUAUCUGGGCAGAGUGAUCCAGAGAGAUUCUCCUGACAGGGAUCCCAAUAGUCCUGGCUACCUGCCCCCAUCUCUCUACCCAAGCAAAUACCUUCCUGAAUACUGUGAAGGGGCAGCUUACAUUCUGUCCCAGGAUGUGGUCCGAAAAGUGUACGUAGCAUCCGCAGAGGUCCGCGCACCUGUGCCAGCUGAUGUUUUUGUGGGACUUUGUGCUAAGAAGGCCGGUGUUGCACCAACACACAGUGCCAGGUUCUCAGGAGGAAAACACAUCCGCUACAAUGCCUGCUGUUACCACUAUAUGUUCAGCUCAGCAGGAAUGGGGAGCCAUGAACUAGACAGAGUGUGGACUGACCUGAGACAGAGGGAUAGAAAAUGUUCGCUGUUGCAGACCUAUUACGGACUGGUGGCCUGCAAAACCCUCACCUAUCUGGAUAAACUGUCCUUCUUCAACUCACAGGAAGGCAAUUAAUUUAUAUAUGGUACAGACAACAUGUAGAAUGCAUGUAAAGAAAAACACAGGGUAAAUCUAAUAGGAAAGUGCAUGACUUUUUGUUCUAUUCACCAUUAGAAUUGCGCACAUAAUUGUUGGGGCUUUUUUCUUAAAGGCUGGAUGAUAGGUAACGGUGACAGGCGGUUUAAACUAUAAUGAGUUUUGUUAUCCCUGACCUUUUAAAGUUAUUGUGCCUGUUUAGAUGUGUAUCUGGUCAUUAUAAAAGCAUGGUUGUAAAUAAUAAAAGACAUA